Molecule: messenger RNA, 1805 nt
Organism: Rhinichthys klamathensis goyatoka
Lineage: Eukaryota; Metazoa; Chordata; Actinopteri; Cypriniformes; Leuciscidae
Gene: odad3
Product: outer dynein arm docking complex subunit 3
Exons: 13
Coding region: 77-1726 (549 amino acids)
Biological process (GO): outer dynein arm assembly; cilium movement
Cellular component (GO): cilium
Source: RefSeq, a predicted model, not a curated record
AAACGAAGAGGCUGUUGGCACGGCGGUAGAGACAGAAAUUCACAAUUAAACCUCAAAAUAAUACAUAUUCAUAAAAAUGCCUGGCACGUAUGUCUCAGGGGGCAUCAAGCACCCUAUCCAUAAUCAAAUUUCGGAGCUCCAAAGAAAAAUUCAACUUCUGGAGGGAGACAGAAGCGCGUAUUUCGAAAGCUCUCAGUCUGCCAUCAAGAAGAACAGAGAAACCAUCUCUCAGCUAAGACAUGACAAUAAAAACCUGCACAAGAAACUGGCUGAGGGAGAUGAACAAGCAAUCAAGGAUGUUUUUCAAGGUCGUGGGAUGGAGAAAGCAUCAUUCAGGAACAUGUCCUGUAAGUCAGCUCGGACGGUGCUGGAGAAGGAGGUGUGUGAUAAAAUCAAGAAGCUGAAUGCUAUGAAACACACCACUCAGACACAGAGGCAGCGUUUCGAGGAAUUGAAGCUCCAGUACCAGAGCAUGAAGCCAGAGAGCAUGAAGCCACAGAGCAGAAGCCCUCUGCCUGACAACCAGAAGCUAGAGGAGGAGGAAAAGAAAUUGCGCAUUCUGGAAAACCGAUUGGAGAAAACGCAGCUGAAAUAUCAUGAAGCAGAGCACAUAAUGCGAGGAUACCUCAAACUGAAGGACCACCUACAGGAAGACAGUCUUACAUUUCAGCCACAGCUGGACAGGAUGGAGGCAGAGAUCCACCGGCAGACACAAGUGCUCAAAGAACUGCAGGUCAUGAACAGUGACGCUCACUUGUCAAAGGAUGCAGCCAAGGCUGAGCUGCAGCUUCAGGAGGAGCAGGUGUACAGAGAGCGCAGAGAGCGAGAGAAAAUCCUCUCCCGCUACAAGAAGCAGGCGGAGGAGAGGAUUGCUCAGGCAGAGAGGAUGAAGAGAAGACCCCAGUGGGCGGCCAUGCACCCCGAUGAGCUGAGCAGCGAGGCCCAGCGCAGUGCCAACGCAGUAGAAGAAGUGGAAGCCAUCUCUACUUUUGAAGAAGCUUUCCACCAAAUCAAAGAGGCCACUGGAGUCACAGACUCACGGGAAAUAGUGGACAGGUUUAUCUCUCAGGGAGAAACACAGGAACAUCUGGAGAAGAUGAAGGUAGAAAAUGAGAGAAUGCUGCUUCAGCUGAAGGAAGAGAGGAACACACUGCAAACUCAGCUUCAGGAUAUGAAAUACUCACGAGAAACUGAACUCUCAAGCAGCCAACAGAUGCUGCAGGAUUGUGAGCGUCAGCUGCAGCAGGAGCAGCUGCGCCGUGAUGCAGUUAAAGAUCGUCUGGACAGACUCACACAUACACUAAACACUGUCAAAGCAGGAGUGCAGCAGCUCAGUGACAAACUACAGCACAUACCACUGAUAAAGGGUCCGACACCACAGCUGCCUCCAGACUCAGAAGAACAAACACUGCAGCUGAUGUCUGAGGCCGAGCAGAAACUGAUGCUACUAAAGGAGGAACUACAGGGCAAAGAUCUGGCAACCAUCCUGAAGGAGAUGGAGGAAGAGGAGUUCCCUGCCAGGAUAGCAGGAAAACUACCCCAGUACAACACGCGCAUUCAGUUGCAUGAGGCCCAGAAACAGGACUCUUUUGAUGAUGAGGACGACAGUGGCGAUGAUGAGGGUGAUGUCAUCACCCGUCUCACUCUGAAGCACCAGUCGCAGUCAAUCAUUGACACAAACACCAAGAGGAAGACUCGCAUUAAAAAGAGGAAGGGCAAACUCUGAUCUGAUCCAGACACCGGAGUGUUCAUCAACAUUUGACAGAGUUUAAAACAUGAUCAGCUGUAGCUUUAUCUCCCUUCUG